CAGAAGCAGGCCCAGAGAGGGAGCCCCGCGCGGACUCAUUCCAUGAUGUCCCUGUCGGUGCGGCCGCAGCGCCGCCUGCUCAGCGCCCGGGUCAGUAGGAGCCAGUCCUUCGCAGGCGUCCUCGGCAGCCACGAGCGGGGGCCCAGGAGCUUCCCGGCCUUCAGUCCCCCGGGGCCCCCACGGAAGCCCCCAGCGCUCUCCCGAGUCUCCAGGAUGUUUUCCGUGGCGCACCCAGCCCCUAAGGUCCCGCAGCCGGAGCGGCUGGACCUAGUGUACACUGCGCUCAAGCAGGGCCUGACGGCCUAUUUGGAAGUGCACCAGCAGGAGCAGGAGAAACUCCAGGGACAGAUUAGGGAGUCCAAGAGGAAUUCCCGCCUGGGCUUCCUGUACGACUUGGACAAGCAAGUCAAGUCCAUUGAACGCUUCCUGCGACGGUUGGAGUUCCAUGCCAGCAAGAUUGACGAGCUAUAUGAGGCAUACUGUGUCCAGCGACGUCUCCGGGAUGGUGCCUACAACAUGGUCCGUGCCUACAGCACUGGGUCUCCGGGGAGCCGCGAGGCCCGGGACAGCCUGGCUGAAGCCACUCGAGGGCAUCGCGAGUACACAGAGAGCAUGUGUCUGCUGGAGAGUGAGCUAGAGGCACAGCUGGGCGAGUUCCAUCUCCGGAUGAAAGGGCUGGCUGGCUUCGCCAGGCUGUGUGUGGGCGAUCAGUAUGAGAUCUGCAUGAAAUAUGGGCGGCAGCGCUGGAAACUACGGGGCCGAAUUGAGGGUAGCGGAAAGCAGGUGUGGGACAGUGAGGAAACCGUCUUUCUUCCUCUGCUCACGGAAUUCCUGUCCAUCAAGGUAACAGAACUGAAGGGUCUGGCCAACCACGUGGUUGUAGGCAGUGUCUCCUGUGAGACCAAGGACCUGUUUGCUGCCCUGCCCCAAGUUGUGGCUGUGGACAUCAAUGACCUUGGCACCAUCAAGCUCAGCUUGGAAGUCACAUGGAGCCCCUUCGACAAGGAUGACCAGCCCUCAACUGCUUCCACUGUCAAUAAGGCCUCCACAGUCACCAAGCGCUUCUCCACCUAUAGCCAGAGCCCACCAGACACACCCUCACUUCGGGAACAGGCCUUUUACAAUAUGCUGAGGCGGCAGGAGGAGCUAGAGAAUGGGACAGCAUGGUCCCUAUCAUCUGAAUCUUCAGACGACUCAUCCAGCCCCCAGCUUUCAGGCACUGCCCGCCACUCUUCAGCCCCCAGGCCUCUGGUGCAGCAGCCUGAACCUCUGCCCCUUCAAGUCGCCUUCCGUAGGCCUGAGACCCCCACCUCUAGGCCCAUGGAUGAAGAGGGCGCCAUGGCCCCAGCCCUGGCCAAUGGGCAUGCCCCCUACAGCCGGACUCUGAGCCACAUCAGUGAGGCCAGUGUGGACGCUGCCUUGGCUGAGGCUUCAGUGGAGGCUCUGGGUCUAGAAAAUCUAGCUCGGGGACCUAGCCUGCCUGCACACCCAGAUCCCACCCAUGGGGAGCAACCUGGUCCUGUUCCUUCUGCUGUGGACCCUUGCCAUUCUGCCAUAAGCCCCACCCUCAGUACAACAGGCCCUGCCCACACAUCUACAGAUCCUGCCCUGUCUGCACAUCUAGACUUGGUUCACAAGGUCACAGACUCUAGCUCUUCCCAACUGCCAGGCCCCACCCACACCACUACAGGCUCGACCUAUAAUGCCAUUAGCCCUAGCCACAGUGCUCCAAGCGCCACUCACACUACCACAGGUUCCACCCACAAGCCCACGGUCUCUACCCCCUCGACUACAGGUCCUACCCCCAAUACUACAGGCCCUGUCCAGACCAUCACAAGCCCUGUCCACACUGCUGCAAGCCUGACCCAUACUACUGCAAGCCCCACCCAUACCACUACAAGCCCCACCCAUGCCACUACAAGCCCCACCCACACUACCACAAGCCCCCCCCACACUACCACAAGCCCCCCCAAUACCAUUGCAUGCACCCCCCAUACCACUACAAGCCCUACUCACAAAACCACCAGGAUCCCCACUGAUCCUGUCACAAGCCCCACUCUACUAACUGUAAGCUCUUCUACUUGCCUAGACCAUGCCGUGCUUCCCAGCCCCUCUACAAACACAGACCCCGCCCUCCCAGUUACCCACACCCUGUCCUGCAGCUACCCAGCCUCCACUCCUUGCACUCAGGCAGACCCUACAGCCCCCCGUACCUCCUACCCAGGUGCCGCCUCAUCCAGUUGGGAACCCCGCACAGGUCCUUCCCCAGAGCCCAUCCUUUGGAGCCCAAGUCCCCCUCCCUCACCUCUAGCCCCUGUGCCCCAGCAUUUAGACCUUAGCCCGGCCGUGGCCACCCGGGCCCCAGUUCCAGGGGCAACUGGAGGGGCUGGGGAUAGGAGGCUAGAAGAGGCCCUGGGGGCCCUAAUGGCUGCUCUGGAUGACUAUCGUGGCCAGUUCCCUGAGCUGCAGGGCCUGGAGCAGGAGGUGACCCGGCUGGAGAGUCUGCUCAUGCAGAGACAAGGCCUGACUCGCAGCCGGGCCUCCAGCCUUAGUAUCACUGUGGAACAUGCCCUGGAGAGCUUCAGCUUCCUCAACGAGGAUGAAGAUGAAGACAUGGAUGGUCCUGGAGACAGGCCCCCAAACAGCCUGGAGCCUGGGGCUGAGGACAGCCUCGACUUACCCAGUGCCCGCCCCCUCAGCACGGAGUGUCCAGCUCUGGACGCUGCCUUGGUCCAGCACCUGUACCACUGCAGCCGCCUCCUGCUGAAACUGGGCACAUUUGGGCCCCUGCGCUGCCAGGAGGCAUGGGCCCUGGAGCGGCUGCUGAGGGAGGCCAGAGUGCUGGAGGCCGUAUGCGAGCUUAGCAGGCGAUGGGAAAUCCCUGCCACCUCUGCACAGGAAGUGGUGCAGUUCUCAGCCUCCCGGCCCGGCUUCCUGACCUUCUGGGACCAGUGCACAGAGGGACUCAGCCCCUUCAUCUGCCCUGUGGAGCGAGUGCUCCUCACCUUCUGCAAUCAGUACAGUGCCCGUCUCUCCCUGCGCCAGCCAGGCCUAGCUGAGGCUGUGUGUGUCAAGUUCCUGGAGGAUGCCCUGGGGCAGAAGCUGCCCAGGAGGCCCCACCCAGGCCCGGGAGAGCAGUUCACGGUCUUCCAGUUCUGGAGUUACGUCGAAGCCUUGGAUAGCCCCUCCAUGGAGGCCUAUGUGACUGAAACCGCUGAGGAGGUGUUACUGGUGCGGAAUUUGAACUCAGAUGACCAAGCUGUUGUGCUGAAGGCCCUGAGGUUGGCGCCCGAGGGGCGGCUGCGAAAGGAUGGGCUUCGGGCCCUCAGCUCCCUGCUGGUCCAUGGCAACAACAAGGUCAUGGCUGCUGUCAGCACCCAGCUCCGGAGCCUGUCACUGGGCCCUGUCUUUCGGGAACGGGCCCUGCUCUGCUUCCUGGACCAGCUCGAGGAUGAGGAUGUACAGACGAGAGUGGCUGGCUGCCUGGCCCUGGGCUGCAUCAAGGCUCCUGAGGGCAUUGAGCCCCUGGUGUACCUGUGCCAAACGGACACAGAAGCUGUGAGGGAAGCUGCUCGGCAGAGCCUGCAACAGUGUGGGGAAGAGGGGCAGUCUGCCCAUCGACGGCUGGAGGAAUCACUGGACGCCCUGCCCCACAUCUUUGGGCCUGGCAGCAUGGCCAGCACGGCAUUCUAAAUUCCCUCCCCGCUGGCUCCCAGUGCCCCUUCCCCCUCACUUUCAGGGCUUAUCAGGCACUGGCAGGGAGGGUGAGGGCUGGCUCCAGACACCUCUCCCCCACAGAUUCCCAUCAGUGAAAAUCUAAUAUAUUCUUCCGUUGCCCUUGGGUUGGUAGUCAGUGCCUGCAGUCAAGUGCCUCCCAGCCUCGGCUCAGCACACUUGCCACAAAUCAGUGUCCUACCACAUCCCUUGGUUUUAUAUUUUAUUUACAGAGUUUUACAGAAAAUAAAAAAGCAAAAUGCCUUUCCUACA
Messenger RNA from Odobenus rosmarus divergens (Pacific walrus), 3987 nucleotides. RefSeq names its product family with sequence similarity 65, member A (gene RIPOR1). The record is from RefSeq and is a predicted model, not a curated record. The transcript is spliced from 24 exons. The coding region runs from base 43 to 3693 and encodes 1216 amino acids. NCBI's taxonomy places the organism in Eukaryota, Metazoa, Chordata, Mammalia, Carnivora, Odobenidae.